AUGACGCCGAUGGGAAGCCCGCCAGGGACGGGGCCGUGCAGCCGGACGGGCAGCCCUGCGCGCCGCGACGCUGAGCCAGACCUAAACGUGUCGGCGAACUCGGAGGGCGACUCCGGCAAGAGGGCGCCUUGGCCACACCGUUUUGCACAACGGCAGGAUCUGAGGCUUCUCCGGGGAGAGGUGAUCUUGAUGGCGGGAACGCCUCACGUCAUCGUCGGCUACGACGGGAAGCACGAGGUGUAUUUAUGCUGGGCUGGCAACGCCGAUGGAGGAUGCGACACCUCCCGGCUGAUCUCCGUCAGGCGCUCGCUUGCGCACACCUCCCAGAAGGACCUGCACGCAGAUUCGACAGCGAUGCCGCCGCUGCCGAGCAUCGACCACAUGGGCCGCCCAGUGCGGUACGAGGGCAAGGCGGGCAAGCUCACCGCGGAGGGCGCCUCGGCUCUGCCAGCGGCUGCGGAUGGCGUGGGGCUUGCCCCAGGAAAUGCCAUCUCGGAGGUGCCCCGCCCGCAGAGGUUCAGCCGCCGGGCCACGCCGGCCUCGUCGGAUAGCGGGACAGAUUGCCGAAGGCUGGCGGAGGCCACGACGCCGCAGUCCGAGCUUGCGAAGCAGUGCACGCUCGGAGCGGUGCUCAAGGUGCUGGUGUUCGGUAUCGGCACAGUCGCCCGGGUGGCUGGCCAAGCGGUGUGCGGAUGGUGGAGCUCUCGCGCCGCAGACGCGAUGCAGUCUGGGCACGAGUGGGUCCAGCGCCGCGACGGCACGUACUACCGAGCGGUGAAGGGAGACCCGGCCAAGGUGUCCCUGACACGUGCGAACUCGCAGCCAUGUGCCAAGCUCGAGGCAGCUACUGCGCCAGCUCACGACGACUUCCAGAUACACAUACCCAUCGUGAAGCCCCCGGGCUGGCAGGAGGUACAGCCGCUCGUGCACCAGAUGCCCGUGACCUUCGACGAGCGCGGCAUCAAGGAGUCGCUGACGGUGAAGACCCACAGGUGGGGCGCCUUCGUGGACAGGCAGAAGGCGAGACUCCUGCGCGAGAUCAACGAGAUGAAGUUGUCGGGCGGCUGGGACGACCCAGAGGAGGAGGAGGACGGGGACAGCCAUCUUACCGCCGACGACAACUGCACGUUCCCCUCCUCCCCCAGGGGCGCGCAGCAGAGCCGUGACCCCGACGGCUGCGGCAGGAGCGGGCUCAGUCGCAGGCACGACAUCAGGGAGCUCGAGCACAUGGUGGAGCGGAUGGAGGACUGGAAAGACCUGAGCCGCUACUCCGGCAAGAGCAUCAGCAUGGCCUCCACGCAGCGAGGGAACGAGAUGAAGAUCCACAUCCUGGCCUUCGCCGAGCGCGAGGACAGCCUCGGCGUGGACUUCAUGUGGCUCGACUACAGGAAGUCCGUGGAGGUGCGGACGGAGAAGCAGAGGCCGCCGGGCGGCAUCCUGCACGCGGUCUGGGCGGCCCUGCCGUUCCUGCGGGAGCCGCGCGGCGACCUGGAGGAGCGGGAGAAGCGGUGGGUGGACCUGCUGCGACGCCCGGACGUGGCGAAGUUUGCCAUCGCCCUGGCGUUCAAGAACGCGCUCUCCAGCGACGGCGUGCACCUGGAGUUCUGCGACGGCUCCCUGAGGGAAGCGGACUGCGGA
Prorocentrum cordatum is the source of this 1638-nucleotide messenger RNA. Lineage: Eukaryota; Dinophyceae; Prorocentrales; Prorocentraceae. The record is from the annotation of a GenBank genome assembly.